This is a messenger RNA of Gopherus flavomarginatus (Mexican gopher tortoise), 13564 nucleotides long. It is a transcript of the gene TULP4, whose product is annotated as TUB like protein 4. The record is from RefSeq and is a predicted model, not a curated record. The transcript has 15 exons. Gene Ontology annotation, molecular function: protein binding. Lineage: Eukaryota; Metazoa; Chordata; Testudines; Testudinidae. Bases 2114 to 6817 code for a protein of 1567 amino acids.
ACAGCCCCAGACGCUGGGCUGCGGGCGGAGGCGGGCUGGGGGGGAGGGAAGCAGCCAGAGGGUUGCCGCUGCCUGCGCUGCGCCCAGGAGCGAAUUGGAAGAAUCCAGGAUGUCAAGGCUUUGAAAAAUACAUCUUAUUAGACUACCAUAGUGAAGCUGAAAAGGUAGAUGCAGUUUCAAGUACCAGGUUGAGUGACCUAGUUGAGUGUACAGGUUGUGUACACUAUGUGUAUGUAUAUACCCACAUAUUUCCAUAGCCACACUGACUUGUUCUUGCAUACUCCUGGGAGUUUCGCAAUUGAUGAAAAUUAACUUAAGAACCAGAUGGAGCAACUUGACAGCACAGAGAUCAAGAGCCCAUGGAAAGACACCUGCCACUAAUGGUCCGCUUUCCACAUGGUCUUCACGGGUGAAAAAGGUUUGCAAGAAGAGGAAGAAAGAACACCGUCUGCCACAGAACAAGUCUCACAAAUACCUCCACAAUCUAAAGGAAUAAUUGAGAGAGAGGCAGCGUGGGGAGGAAACUGACUUAGAUAUUGCAAAAGGAACAAUGAACUGUCUUUGGCACAUUUUUUGCAUUGACCUCAGUAUACUAUAAUUGAGUUUAAUGUACUGGACUAAUAAAUAGUGACCAUUUAUUGUGUGGUAAUGACUGGAAGAAAAUAAGUUUAGAAACAAUGGGACAAGUUUGGGCAUUGAACUGACAAACCUCAUCCUCUGUAUUGAGUUAACUGGGUCAUCGAACAUACUUUGUCCCUUCCUUUUUUUUCCCUCUUUUUACUUAGGAUGGUAUAAACUCAAAUGUUAUUCAUCUAGAACAAUCAGAACUUGACGUAUAUUUCCUUCAUGUACAGCUGCAAAUGUGGUCUUUUGGAACUAUGAAUCUGAGCUCUAGACAAGCCUCAAGAAGGAAGGAGUCCAUCAAACAAGGAAAGAAAAUAUCUAGGGAAAUAGUGAAACUGGGAAGUCAGAUUUCUAGUACUGUUCCUCUUUUUUUAUUUGUUGAUUAUUUUUCUUCUUUCCUCGAAUCCUAGAAGGUUUGCAAAUGAGUGCUUUCUUGACAUGCUUUAAUUUUGGCACUUGUUUUUGCAGCAGGAUGAAAAAAGUCUGAUUCUUUUGUAGCAGGAAAAAGGGAAAAGUAAAAGAAAAACAGCCUGAUGUGCAGUGCUAUUCUGUAGGAGAAUUUCAUGGUUCACCUGAGGCAAACUUAUCUGCUCUAAAAGCUUUAGAGGAUUUCUGAUUCUGCUAAAUGAAAAGGGGUUUUCUUUUUCAUGCCCAUGCGGCAGCGAGAAGUGGGAAAGCAGGCGAGAUAGCAUGAUAAACAAUUCAGGUUGUGUUGGGUCUCUGGUGGAAAAAAGAGCUGCAAUGAAAAUAGGACUGUCUUUGGAUUGCAAAAACCAUUGAAUCCACCGAGUAGAUUAGUACCAAGAGGGAUUUCCCAUCUGGCCUGACGCUGUGGUGCCUGCACAAGCUCGGAUCUGUUGUUUCGCACGGUUUGUGUGCCUUUUUUUCCCUUUAUGCAAUCUCUUUCAGCUUUAGCAGCAGAAAUUCGCUUGGCGGAGAAGUUAUGCCAGAGGGCAGCUUGGGAAAGAUGAAUGUCUUAUAUAUCUACAUGUAUAUGUGUGUGCGUGUUUAAAUUUCUGCGACUGAACUUUUGAAGAAAAUCUGACUGGAGGAAAUCUUAAAGCCUUAAGUUACUUGAAAUCUUUACACAUUUGCAACUCUUUGUCUCUGGAAUUGCAUUACGCUAAACUGGAAUCUCAGGCUGUAUAAAGAUAAUAUCAAAUUGAGCAAAAAGACGACUUACCACUUCUUGAGCGCCUCUUAUGAAGUAGCUGUUUCUCCAAAGGAUAAGUGCACCCUCACUCUAAUGACUCAAAGACAAAAGGAAUCUGAUUUUUUUUUAAGUGUUACUUUUUCUUAGCCAGCUGCCAUUGUCUUUUAUAGAAGAAUUUUUCACUAUGCAUUUGGUGGAUAUUUAUAAACACUGAUCCGUGUUCUCCCUUCCAAUGAUCUAUCCCAGGUCAGUCUUAUCAAUAAACAAAAUAAAAAUAAAAUUUUGUGCACUAGACAUAUUACUUUCUUAUGUCAACAAUUAAAGAUAAAAAAAAGCAUGUAUGCAGCGGUGGAGCAUGGGCCUGUUCUUUGCAGUGAUUCCAACAUCCUCUGCCUCUCCUGGAAAGGUAGAGUCCCCAAAAGCGAGAAGGAGAAACCAGUGUGCAGGAGGCGGUACUAUGAAGAAGGCUGGCUGGCAACAGGCAAUGGCAGAGGAGUUGUCGGAGUGACUUUCACUUCCAGUCAUUGUCGGAGAGACCGGAACACCCCUCAGAGAAUCAACUUCAAUCUGAGGGGCCACAAUAGCGAGGUUGUACUGGUGAGAUGGAAUGAACCGUUCCAGAAACUGGCAACCUGCGAUGCAGAUGGAGGAAUUUUUGUUUGGAUUCAAUAUGAAGGCAGAUGGUCUGUGGAGCUUGUGAAUGAUCGCGGGGCACAGGUGAGCGACUUUACAUGGAGCCAUGAUGGGACUCAAGCACUCAUCUCCUAUAGGGAUGGAUUUGUGCUGGUUGGUUCAGUCAGUGGACAGAGACAUUGGUCUUCAGAGAUUAACUUGGAGAGUCAGAUCACCUGUGGCAUAUGGACUCCUGAUGAUCAGCAGGUACUGUUUGGCACUGCUGAUGGUCAGGUUAUUGUCAUGGACUGCCAUGGCCGAAUGCUGGCACAUGUUCUCCUCCAUGAGUCAGAUGGCAUCCUCAGUAUGUCUUGGAACUACCCCAGCUUCCUGGUGGAAGACAGCAGUGAAAGUGACACAGAUUCUGAUGACUACUCCCCACCGCAAGAUGGUCCAGCUGCAUAUCCGGUCCCAGUGCAGAACACCAAACCACUACUCACUGUCAGCUUCACGUCAGGAGACAUUAGUUUAAUGAACAACUAUGAUGACUUGUCUCCUACUGUCAUCCGCUCAGGGUUGAAAGAUGUGGUGGUGCAGUGGUGUACACAGGGAGACCUGUUGGCUGUAGCAGGCAUGGAAAAGCAAAGUCAGCUAGCUGACCUAGGUAGCAGUGCCAUUCUGAAAAGUGCGCUCGUCAAAUUCUACAAUGUCCGUGGGGAACAUAUCUACACGCUGGAGACUCCUGUGCAGCGUCCUAUAAUCUCCAUUUGCUGGGGCCACAGGGACUCACGCCUGCUCAUGGCUUCCGGCCCUGCACUCUAUGUUGUCAGAGUAGAGCACAGAGUCUCCAGCCUGCAGCUCCUAUGCCAGCAGACCAUCGCUAGCUCUCUGCGAGAUGACAAGGAUAUCAGCAAACUGACUCUGCCUCCUCGGCUCUGCUCAUACCUCACCACUGCCUUUAUACCAACCAUCAAGCCUCCUAUCCCAGACCCCAACAAUAUGAGAGAUUUUGUCAGCUAUCCAACAGCUGGCAAUGAAAGGCUUCACUGCACGAUGAAGCGGACAGAAGAUGAUCCGGAGGUCGGAGGUCCAUGCUACACACUGUACUUGGAAUACCUAGGAGGACUGGUACCUAUCCUAAAAGGGCGCCGAAUCAGCAAACUGCGGCCAGAAUUUGUCAUCAUGGAUCCUAAAACCGAUGGAAAAGCAGAUGAAAUCUAUGGAAACAGCUUGAUUUCCACUGUGAUUGACAGCUGCAACUGCUCAGACUCCAGCGAUAUUGAACUGAGCGAUGACUGGGCUGCGAAGAAAUCUCCGAAAAUCACUCGAGCUAGCAAAUCACCUAAACUCCCCAGAAUUAAUAUAGAUGCCCGCAAAUCUCCAAAGUUGUCGCGAGCUGCUCAGGAGAUAUCAAGAUCUCCAAGGUUACCAAUAAGAAAACCUUCUAUUGGUUCACCAAGCCUAACUCGACGAGAGUUUCCAUUGGAAGAUAUCACUCAGCACAACUAUCUUGCUCAGGUCACGUCUAAUAUCUGGGGAACCAAAUUUAAGAUUGUGGGUUUGGCUGCUUUCCUACCAACUAACCUUGGUGCAGUGAUUUAUAAAACCAGUUUGCUGCAUCUCCAGCCCAGACAGAUGACUAUUUAUCUCCCUGAAGUGCGUAAGAUUUCCAUGGACUACAUUAACCUGCCUGUCUUCAACCCCAAUGUUUUCAGUGAAGAUGAAGAUGAUUUACCAGUAACUGGAGCAUCUGGAGUCCCUGAGAACAACCCUCCCUGCACCGUCAAUAUCCCUAUUGCUCCUAUUCACAGCUCAGCGCAAGCUAUGUCACCGACUCAGAGUAUAGGACUGGUUCAGUCCUUGUUGGCCAAUCAGAACGUGCAGUUGGAUGUCUUGACCAAUCAGACGACAGCAGUGGGGACGACAGAGCAUGCAGGUGAUAGCGCAGUGCAGUACCCAGUCUCAAGCAGGUACUCCAAUCCAGGACAGGUGAUUUUUGGAGGAGUGGAAAUGGGGCGCAUCAUCCAGGCACCGCCUCAGUUAUCCCUGCAACCGCAGGGUGCAAUACAGAUGGCAAUAAUGGAUCACAGAGAAGGAGACAGAGACCAUGAACAUCACCAAAAGGCAAAAACUUUACGGCCAGUGCAGCAGCUGGCAGAAGGGGACGCUGUUGUCUUCAGCACUGCACAAGAAAUACAACUGAACAAAAUGAACCCGCCCCCUCCUUACCCUGGAACCAUACCAGCCGCUCCCACUGGACCGCCGCCUCCCCCGCCUGUCCCGCCCCAGCCACCUAUGGAUCUCUGUCUGAAAAAGGGAGACUUUUCUCUUUAUCCAGCAGGACAUUAUCAGACCCCUCUUGGCUACGAGCGAAUAACGACCUUUGAUAGCAGUGGGAACGUUGAAGAGGUGUGCCGGCCUCGAACGAGGAUGCUGAAUACUUAUACCCUGCCGGGUCCCGGCAGCUCUGCCACUUUAAGAAUUACAGCAGCAGAGAAGAAAAUCCAGCAGCCCUGUUCCAGUGCUACCCUGAAUAGACUGACAGUUCCUCGUUAUUCUAUUCCGACUGGGGAUCCACCACCUUACCCAGAAAUUGCCAGCCAGCUGUCACAGGGCCGUAGCAUCACACAGAGGCUGGACAGUAGUAUUAUCCAUGCUACUCUGCGGAGGAACAGCAGAGAGGCAGCUCUGAAAAUGGCUCAGUUGGUCGACAGCCAAAGAGCCACUUUACAACAUCCAUCAAAACCUAAGAGCAAUGUUGUGACAGCACAGUACCAGCAGAGGGCACUGACAGCUUUAUACACCUGUAGUCAAUGCAGCAGCAGUAACAGCAACCCGAGUAGCAGCGGUGGUGGGAACAUCAGUAAUUCCAAUGCUAGUAACAGCACUUCCAGUAUUAGCAGUAUGAGGCCUGACGUAACCACUGGGAGCAGUUCCCAGCACAGUUCUGUCAUUGCUCACUCAGUCAGUACUUCGCCCUUGGCCUCCCAGUCCUCAUACAAUUUGCUGAGCCCACCAGAUAACUCUCGUGAUCGGACAGAUUAUAUCAACUCUGCCUUCACAGAAGAUGAGGCACUUUCUCAGCACUGUCCAGUGGAGAAAUCGAUAAGGCACAUGCCUGUAGCCUUGACAGAGGCUACUGUUGGGAAGCAGCCACCCCCAUACCAGUGGGACCCUGUGGUGAGUGAGGAGAUAUGGGUUCCUCAGGAAAGGACAGCUCAAAGUUCGGUGCCCAACCCUCUCAAACCUGCUCCUCUAAUUGGUCAAGCUCAGCAUCUUGAUAUGUCUCGAGUGCCAUUUGUUUCCCCCAAAUCUCCAACCAGUCCCCCUGCCACUUUCCAGAUGAGUUAUGGGGUUGCAGUACCUUAUCCAGGAAGCUACAGUGCCCCUCCUCUGCAGGGAAUGCAGGCCCCCUGCUCCCCCAAAGAUGCUCUGGCCCCAACACAGUUUGCACAACAAGAGCCAACUGUAGUACUUCAGCCAGGUUAUCCAUCUAACCUCUCCUAUUGCCCCUUGCCACCCAUGUAUCCAGGAAGUAGCACUUGCUCUAGUUUACAGCUGCCACCAAUAGCCUUGCACCCAUGGAAUUCCUACAGUGCAUGCCCGCCUGUACAGAAUUCUCAAGGCACUUUGCCCCCCAAGCCACUUCUAGUGGUGGAGAAACCAGUUAUGUCUCCACCGCCAGCAGAGCUUCAGGGUCACGUGGGCACAGAAGUAAUGGUGGAGACAGCAGACACCUUCCAGGAGGUUCUCUCCCUCACAGAAAGUCCUAUUCCUCAACGGACAGACAAGUUUGGGAAGAAGAACCGGAAGCGCCUGGAUAGUCGAGCUGAGGAAGGAAAUGUGCAGGCUGUCACAGAGGGCAAGGUCAAAAAGGAGGCAAGGACACUGACUGACUUCAACUCCCUAAUAUCCAGCCCUAGGCUAGGAAGGGAGAAGAAGAAAGUCAAGAGCCAGAAGGACCAGCUGAAGUCAAAGAAGCUGAACAAGACGAAUGAGUUUCAGGACAGUUCAGAGAGUGAGCCAGAACUUUUUAUUAGUGGGGAUGAGCUGAUGAACCAGAGCCAAGGAAGCAAAAAGGGGUGGAAAACCAAAAGGAAUUUGAGGACUGCCAGUGAGCUGGAUGAGUUCAAGUGCCGGAAGGCCAACGAAAAGGAGGAUGGGAGGCUGGGAAGCCAGGGCUUUGUGUAUGUGAUGGCCAACAAGCAGCCCUUGUGGAACGAGGCGACACAAGUGUAUCAGCUGGACUUUGGAGGACGGGUGACCCAGGAGUCUGCAAAAAACUUCCAGAUUGAGCUGGAAGGACGACAGGUAAUGCAGUUUGGAAGGAUUGACGGCAACGCUUACAUUUUGGACUUUCAGUAUCCGUUUUCUGCAGUGCAGGCCUUUGCAGUUGCUCUGGCUAACGUGACUCAACGCCUCAAAUGAAAAGAGCAGAAACUGGAGAGAGAAAACCCUUCUCCUAAUGUCCGAACUGGAAAAUGUCAGGGCGGCCUGUUUUAGGUGCAUGAAGGCGCCGGGGAGUGAAGAAGGCAGUAAAACUGGAAAAAUCUCUUGGUGCCCAAAAGAGGGCAUUAACUUUAGUCAUAAUUGCGGUGGGGGAGCUGUUUGUUUGGGUUGUUUUUUUGUUUGUUUUUUUAACAUCGUGUUGGGGUUUCAGAAAGAGCAUCAGGUGAGAGCCAUUCAGUGUUAUGUUGGGAAAUGUGGCUUUUGGCUUGUUGUGGUGGUUCUGCUGUGUUUGCUGCAGUAGCUGACGUAAGCUCGUAGGGGGGUAAAAAAGACUGCUCUCUUUGAUAGACUGCCGUAUAUCAUGCUGUUCUUUUUAAAACAGGGAACAUAACCUUUUUUUCUGGUCCAGUUUGUACUCCUACAUCAGUGAUAGCAGGAAAAAAACAAAAAAAGCUAUAAUACUUGAAGACACAUGUUUCUUCUCUGAUCAUAGCUGAGCACUGCAGGUACCCAGGAGGUUUAUGAAGGGCAAUAUUUAAUUUAUAAAUACUGAUGUAUUAUUCAGAAGAGAAGCAAAACUGUUACCAUUAGAUGGUUUCAAAACACAUUUCAUCGAAGAAGUUGGGUGUCUGCUUUUUGUGUGCUGUUACCUGGUAUAAAUGUAUUUCACUAGAUGAUGGAGAACAGUGCAGGGAGGAGUUGUGAGAGGUGCAUACAUAAGUGUAUAGGUAAGCAGUAUUCUCUGACUUGUACUACAUGUGUGUAGUACAUAAUGCAGCCUGGCGUAGCACAUGGGCAAGAGCUACACCUCUUCACUAAAAGAUCUUUACAUGUUAAGAACAGAAUUGUUCAAAUACAUAAAAUGGGCCCAGUGAGUAAAAUUCUUCUAAAUCCAUGGUGAAUCGGAGCAUUGCAUUAAUUGGGAAAGAGAAAGGCAUGUGAUGACAGUAGAGGAUUUCUCAUCACCGCCGGUUGGAAAAAAGGGAGAAAAGGAAGGAAAUAUUGGAGAGUACCGCCCCUUUCACCCACCUCCUAUUUGAGUACAGCAUUAUAGGCUGUCAUUUGAAUGGUUAACAGUCCAAAAAAAGAAUGGAAGGCCAAAAUGUAUAUAGCUGGUUAUGGCUUUUUAAUCACCUAUAUACAGUAACAAGACUGUUUCUAACUGCAAAUCUGUAUUAUAUAAGUCAAAGCCUGUGCUAGGUGUUUCAAUGGAUAGAGAGAGAUUCUGUUAUUGGUCUAGUGCUCUCUCUCUCACAUGCACACACAUUUCUCUGUUGAAUACAGUUUGAUUUGGAUAUGCUUCCCCAGUAACACAUGAAAAUCCUGAUCAUUCAUUAAAUUAAAUUCACAGUAGGUUGCAAAAUGUAACUGUCGAUUUCCUUUAAAAAUACUCUUUCAAAUCAGGACACAUUUAGAAAGAUGGGGUGGUGGCUGGUUUAUCUGUCUGUAAACCUCAGUUUUACUCCUUACUAGGAAACCCUUCAUAACUUGGUUUAAAACACAAACUAUACAUCAAGGGAAUAAAAUACAUCACUGUGAUUGUUUGAAAUGUCUGUAAAGGUAGGCUAGACUAAGUAGGCUUGAUUCAUUGCAGGGAACCCAUCGGGGGACAGGACCCCCAGUGGAGGAAGGGAUGCAGCAGCUCCCUGGCUCCAACCUUUACUAGGGACUCUGAAGCCAAACAACAGAGGGUAGGUAAUGCUGGCCAGAGACAGGUUUUGACAAGAAUAUCUAGGGAUGUGCUGAUUCAGAUGAUCUCCCAGGCAACCUCCACCAGUGUGGCCCCAGAAAGACCCACCUGCAAGAUAAUACCGUCCUUCUGUUAUGGAGCCCCUGGGGAGGAUGGUGGUAUAAUCCCUGUAUCAUCUUGGGGCUCAGCAGUCUCUGCUUGCACAUGGGAGUGGAUCAAGCCCAAUAUUUCCCUUGGCAUUAACUCUUCUAUUUGCUUUUAUGUAUUCACUUUUGUUGAAACUCCAUCAAUUAGGUGUAUAUCUUUCUGUUACAGAGGAACCACAUCUCCACAGUUAUUUAGUAGCUGAUUUUAGUGACAGCUUCUGGAGUGUGUGUGUGGAGGAGGAGGUAGACAGAGAUCAAAUGGGCUUGGUCCUGCUGACUUUGAAAUCAGUGGGAGUUUGCCAUCGACUUCAGUGGGAGCGAGAUUGGGCCGAAAGUGCAGAAUUACGUGCUGUUUAGGCAACAGACUUAUUCCUUACACACAUGAUUUCAAUGGCACUACCCAUAUGAGUGAGGAUUGCGAGGCUUGAUCCAAUGGUGCUUCUGAAGAGAUCCUAAUAGCUCUAAUUAAUCCCAUAAGCAACUCAUAAGCAGUAUUGAAAUAUUGAGAAAUGUGCACUGAACACGUUGAGGCCAAAAGCAUAUUGAUUCAUUUCUUCUUUUAGGAGGACAGGUAUUCUGUUGCUUUAGAGAAAUAAUCCUCUUAAAGAGACAUUGUCAACUAGUUUUAGGCCAAGAAUGCAGAUUUAAUGGAAUUAAGUAUGUUUGCGCAUGUGUGUGCUCAACAUACGUCAUCUAAAGAGAACUGUUUUCAUACUGCUCUUUUCUUUAACUUUCCAGGCAAAGAUUUGUCAUCUUUUCUCUUUUAACAUUCCCCUGCAGUAUUAUGAACCAAAUUAACAGCAGCAAUGUGCAAAUGCAGGAAAACCAGAAAGCAAAAGUGGCGAAAACUUAAGUGAAACCUGCCAGUCUAGUUUUAUUAUCCAGAAUCCAUUGGUAUUUGGUUCUGGUAGCACACACAGUGUCUUGGAGCUUUCCAGAUAUAGAAGAAGGCCUUGUUCCCACCUCACAGAAGCACAAAAACAAACAACACAAAUGGUGAAAAUGGUGAUUUCUGACUUUCAUUGUUUUUAUGUUAUAAGGUAUAGAGUUUUUCUUCUGUAAGUAUGCUGACAGUGUCCCUUUAAGGCAACAAUUUAAUGGCAUAAAGACUACCUACAGUUAGGGACAGAUUUUGCCCUCAAUUAAGUAUACACAAUUCCUGCUGAAGUCAAUUGAGUUGUGUGUGUGUGUGUGUGUGUAUAUCUCUGAGUGUACAAUUGGUCCUAAAUUAUGAAGACAGCAGGUCACAAUGAUCAUUGUCUUUUUUGUUUCUUUGUAUGUUGAGAGAAAAUUUAAGAAACAACUUUAAAAGCUCUCCAAACUAAUACUUCCACUAGGAUGAUCUUAAUCAUGAAGAUUGCUGUUGCAUUCAAGCCAAAACACUAAUUUUACAUUUUAUAUUUAAGUGUUGCAACCUAGUUUUUGUGUAGACAAUUGUAAGUUCUUCUAGGAAGAAAAUAGCAACAUGUUCUGAAUUACCUAAUUCUUUUAUACAUACAGUAGUUUCCAGUAGUUCAAUAUGGUUUUCAAAAGCUUUUGUUUUUAGUUGUGCAAUAAUUGUUAAGCCAAAGGGCUUACGGUUUGUUUUUGAGGGGUUGCGUUAUUUUUUAAAGAUAAUUUAAUGCAAAUUUCCUGUUAAUGUCUGAGUCAAAUUAUUUAUCUUGCUUAAUGUAAUAAGUGAUUUAGGGAUUAUUUUAUUACUAUGUACCAGUGACUAAGUACACACUUUCUUAUUUAUAUGAAAAGAGGAUCUUUGUAAUUAAUUGUUUGCCAGCAAUAUGUUUUGCUGCAAGAAAUUGUUUAAGAAUGUGUAUAGGACAACUUUUUUUGCUGGACAAUAUUCAACAUUUUAUAAUGUAGGGAAGAAUCUUGUUUAUCAGGCAGUUGGAAAAAGCAGAUAUGCUAUUGGGGAUUCUGUAGACUACAUACAGUGUAGAUUUUUUGGGGGGACCUGCAGAAAUCUGUCCUCUAUACUGUGUAUUUUCCCAUUGUGUUUUAACUGGCUUUUUCAGUCACGGAGAUGGUUUAAAAAACACAAAUCAUGAUUUGCUUUAUCUUUUCUUAGAGCUAGCUUUGAUUUUGUGGUACAGAAUAGAGGCGGGUUCAUGUAUAAAAUAAGUGUUUUAUAUAUGGCCCACUUUGGGUGACAUUCAUCUCAGUGCCGAGGGCUAGUACACAGCCUGUGCAUCACUGAAAUCCUAUUUAAGGGGCGAGAUUGCCUGUUGUGCUCAAGCUCCGCUCCUGUUACAGCUCCCUGAUUCUGAGGCUAAUCUGAGCUGACCCCAGCCCUGGGAAUGCUUAGAGUAGCUGAGAAGCUUUAAUUGGCCCUACAGUGGAGGCUAGGGAGAGCGGAGGACCUUCACACCAGCACUGACUUCCCCUAUGCCAGAGGAUUUCCCUGCUGGCUGACUUGCAGCCAGAAUCGAUCCCCAUUGCACUGCCUGAGUGGCGCAAAGAGGCCAGAUUUAAUUUGACAAUCUGGUUCUAGCCCUCAAAAUGUGGUGUAAGUGGGUCCAAAAAAUAAUACACAGACCUUGUCGGCCCUCUACAGAGGAGUGAAUUUCAUCCUGAGAACCACUGGUACUUUUCAGCAAUAGUACUAUGGUUCUAAAAUAGCAGAAAUAAAUAGGAGAGGGAGAUGAAAGUAGCAUAAAGGAAAAUUACUGAGUCAAGUUAAUAGUUUUACAUUCAUUCCCAGAGCAGACAAUGGCAAUUUCCAUAUGCAGUCAGAAUGAUCUUGCGUAUUAGUAGCUGUACAGUAAAUUUGCACUAGGGGAUACCUCAAAUAGGUAAACUCUGUCUUAAGCAACCUCUUUGAGGUAUCCCCAAGGUUUACAGUCCACUUCUGUUCCAUGUUUCAGUGAAGAUUCACUGCCACUAUGAGGCAAUCAGACUUUGCUUGCGCUUUGAGUUGUUGCUUCAGAUAAUUUGAGUGCAGUUAUUUCUGAAGCCUGUUUUUUGUGGCUAUGUUACAUCUGGGUGCCCAAUGAGCACUUAGCAACUGUGCAAAUCUUCAUAUGAAGAGGUGAACAUGGUGGAGGAGGAGCAGCUUUGACAAAAAAGAAAGAAAAAUUUGGCUUCUACUAGCUUGAAAGAUGGUGUUUGCCAGAGCAGUAGUUAGUUGCACUAUAAUAAAAGCAGCUAUUUCUGCAGGGCACAAACUACUCUACACUGGCAACCUAGUGCUAGGUUGCCAACACAAGAGUCCUAUUCACUUUAGUACAAUCCUGUAUGGGCACAAGGGUCUUCACGCAUGAAUCCUUCUCCGGGAUCAGGGCUUAAGGCUGUUGCUACAUGUAUCGUGCUGGAGUGAAUUAAGCUGUAUUACCAUCUCCCAGGAAUGGUCUCAAAAGGGAAUCGUUUUAAGAUUACAUUUUUUCAAGUGUGCACAAAUACACAGUCACACACAGAAACUUUAAGGAUUAAAAAAUCCAACCCAGCACUGAGCAUUGCAUGUUGAGAAAGAAGUUUUAGGAAAGAAUUGCUUUGGGGUUUUGACUGUUUUAGGCUGUAUCUGUGCAAAUAGGAAAAUAUAGCAAGAGCAGUUAAAGUAAGAGGACAAAGGAGGAGUCACUGAAGCAAUUGUUGUUAUUAAAAUUAAAAAACAACAACUCUAGGCCCAUAAUUCCGCAAAUGUGUCCAUGCAGUCAGGCUCCUCUACUAUACAGAUUGACUUGAAUUGGACUCUGCAAGGGUGUCUCCACACAGAUAAAAUUGAAUAAUUUGGACUAUAAUGACUUUGCGGGAUGAAAGACAACCCCAAACUACUUCUCUCUCUAAAAUGUGCACAGAAAUAUUGGAUUCAUAAUGGUAGAUGGAUGUAAGGCUCUGUAAAUGUUCCUAAUUGUUCCCCUCCAAUUUACACUAACUCCAAAUUUAAAAAUAAAAUCGGAUACAGGAGUUUUGGAUAGUGACAAAGCUGUCUGUCUGUCUGAAUGUUUACUUUGUUGGCCAGAUAACUGAUUGUGAAAAGAUGGCCAGAUUAACAUUGGUUCAAAUAAUAAAAGUAUUAAGAUUAAAAAUAAUAAUAAAACUGAGAGAAACGUUUUUGUAUAAUGUUAGCAGAUGAUUGCGUUUUCAGUAUUUCAUCAAAAUAGUGCUCAGCAUAGUUCGCAUCAAUCUAUUAUUUCUGGUUCCUUGUUGAUAAGAUUUGUAAUUUUUCUUUCCUUUCUUUUCGUAGCUUGGUCUCUGUUUUGCCUUUUGCUUCCUAUUCUUUUUUUUCUUACUGUGUUUUUCUCUUUUCUUUGUGGGUGCGUAUGUGUGUGUUGGGGGGAUGGUGUUUAAGAUCUUGUUUGUUGUAGAUACAAAAUAUGUAGUGUUGUUGAAUCGCAUGGGGAUGCAUUUGAUUGAAAAAAGGCACGGUAGUAUUUCCUGAAAAAGAUAUUUUUUUGCAUUUGUUUAUAAAUACAUUAUUUUGGUACUGUAACUUUGGACAUUUUUUCUGAAUCUAUUACUACUGUUUUUGGCUUUAUUUUUUUUAAACAAGUGUGCAGUCAUGCAGGUGCCGAGAUCCCUAGCCAAAUGACCCAGCAUGUUCUUUUCAAGCCUUCGGGGAAAUUGGUACACUGCUGCGUACUAUUACAUAGGUACACUAUUUUAAAAACAUAUUUCUGGAAAUGUUUUUUUUUAAAUAUGACAUUCUGAACCAGGUUUUCAUUGUAAUUAUAGACUUACCCUGUUCUGCCUCUCCUUUUAUGUAUCUUGUGUAAUAGAGUGUACGGGUGGUACCUAGAAAGCAUUAAUGGUUUCCCUUUAAUAAUGUGGUUUGUCCAAAUUCUUUACUGUCUACAUGAUUAAGAGAUGGACUGAUAGCCCUAUUUUUCCUUGAUGAUUUGGAGUUGUAAGAGUUGUCCAGCUGUUGCUUAAUAAAAUUUUGCAGACUAGAAAAUC